Podarcis lilfordi (Lilford's wall lizard) is the source of this 345-nucleotide messenger RNA. The record is from the annotation of a GenBank genome assembly. NCBI's taxonomy places the organism in Eukaryota, Metazoa, Chordata, Lepidosauria, Squamata, Lacertidae.
AUGACAGCCCUGCGAGGGGAGUGGCGGCGGCGGCGGCGGCGGCGGGUCAUAGUACUGCAGCGGCAGGAGGAAGGGCCGGGCUGCUCCCCUCCCCACCCCCCUGAGGGAGAGGCGGCGGCGGCCCGCCCCUUCGUGCCCCCCACCUCGCCGCCCUUCAGCCUCCCUCUAGCUGGCAAGAACCACAGCCACCCUCGUCCCCCUCACGGAGGGAAAAUGAGCAACAACCUGGCGGCGGCGGCGCCCCCCCCCCUCCCGCGUGCCAGCCACCCCAUCUCGCAGCAUUCCUCAAAACCAUUGACUUUUUACCGCUGCUCCAUCGCGCCACGCGAAGGUGCCUCAGCCUGA